Messenger RNA from Dalotia coriaria, 2154 nucleotides. Its product is annotated as leukotriene A-4 hydrolase. The transcript has 7 exons. NCBI's taxonomy places the organism in Eukaryota, Metazoa, Arthropoda, Insecta, Coleoptera, Staphylinidae. The record is from RefSeq and is a predicted model, not a curated record. Gene Ontology annotation, cellular component: cytosol. Gene Ontology annotation, molecular function: zinc ion binding; metallopeptidase activity; epoxide hydrolase activity. The coding region runs from base 167 to 2071 and encodes 634 amino acids. Gene Ontology annotation, biological process: peptide catabolic process; proteolysis.
GAUUUGAUUAACUUUAACGCGUGGGGCAGUUUUAUAGCCAUUUGUUAUCAAAUCAGAGCAAAAGUCCACCUGUUACCAUCAUGUAUUGAGUGUGUUUGCACCAAUACUUGACUUGUGUGCUGAUCUAAAUAGCUUUUAUCUUAUCAUAGAUAAUUUACUGCUUAAAAUGGAACACAUGAGCACAUCAUUUAAAUUUAUCAUACCUGUUCUUGUGAUUAUAGGUGUGUUCCAGAAUUCGCGAAAUAUGGCGCCUCUUAGCCCAAAUGACCCUAAUUCUUUCUCACGACCAGAUUUGGUUGUGGUAAAACAUAUGAAGUUUGUUCUUGGAGCUGACUUCAAGGAAAAAAUUUUCUCUGGAUAUGUGGAAUUAACUGUAGAAAAGAUUGUUGACAGUGCAGAUGAGCUUGUUUUGGACACUCAAGAACUUCACAUCCAAUCUGUGAGUGAUAAAGCCACAGGAGCUGCUUUACAACAUGAGCAAGUCAAUGAUGAGAAAAAUAAGGUGUUUGGAUCCAAGAUGAUUAUAAAAUUACCAGCAGGCAAUAAAUUUGUGAUUAAAAUUGAUUAUAAAACAAGCCCAAGUGCAACCGGCUUACAAUGGCUUCUACCUGCACAAACAGCUGGCAAAGUGCAUCCAUAUGUCUUCAGUCAGUUCCAGGCAAUUGCAGCAAGAAGUUUUGUGCCAUGUCAGGAUACACCCAGUGCUAAAAUCACUUAUGAGGCUGAGAUUUCUUGUCCUAAAGAAUUAAAAGUUGUAAUGUCUGCCAUACCUGUUGGUGACCCCAUUGAAAAUGACAGUGUCAAGAUGUAUUCUUUCAAACAGAAAGUGCCUGUGCAAUCAUAUUUAAUUGCUCUGGCAAUUGGUGCUUUGGAAUCGCGUAAAAUUGGACCGCGUUCUACAGUUCAUGCUGAAAAGGAGAUUAUUGAAGAAUCUGCUAAGGAAUUUGCUGAUACUGAGACUCAGCUGAAGACUGCCGAGGAUAUCUGCGGACCAUAUGUGUGGGGAAUUUAUGAUUUGCUUGUUUUGCCACCCAGUUUUCCAUUUGGAGGCAUGGAAAAUCCAUGUCUGACAUUUGUAACACCAACCUUACUUGCUGGUGAUCGUUCAUUAGUUAAUGUGAUCGGACACGAAAUUGCACACAGCUGGACGGGCAAUUUGGUAACGAACGUCAAUUUCGAACAUUUUUGGUUGAACGAGGGUUUUACUGUCUUCAUUGAGCGAAAAAUCUUGGGUAGAUUACACGGUGAGAAAGUUUUGGACUUUGCCGCUUAUGGAGGCCUUACAACUUUGAAAGACACGGUAAAACAACUUGGUGAACUGAACCCCCUAACGAGUCUGGUUGUGAAAUUGGACGGUGUUCAUCCGGAUGAUUCGUUUUCCAGCAUUCCAUAUGAGAAGGGAUACGUUUUUCUGCGAUAUCUUGAGAAGCUAGUUGGAGGACCCAGUGUAUUUGAGCCUUUUCUGCGCAAAUACUUCGACACCUACAAGUACAAAUCCAUUUCUACUGAUGUCUUCAAGAAGUUCUUCCUGGACUAUUUCGCCGCUAACGCUGCAGUCAAGGAAAUCGAUUGGGAAACUUGGUUGUACAAACCGGGAAUGCCACCUGUUAUUCCAGACUACGAUAAAUCUAUUCUGGACUUGGUGACCAAGAAGAAAGAGGAAUUUCUCAACUGGAAUUCCGAGAGGAGAGCUAAUUUUCCGUUCAGUAUUGAUGAGUUAUCUAGUGAACAGAAAAUUCAACUGUUGCAUGAAAUCGUUAAUAGCGGUCCACAACCCAUUCCAAAGUUGCAAAUGUGGGAGCAUACAUGGAACAUGUCCAAGGUGCAGAAUGCCGAAAUUAAAUUUGCUUGGUUGCGCAUUGGACUUAUUUCAAAGUGGAAAGAUAUUGUUCAACCGGCUCUGGAUUUUGUUAAUGAUGUUGGCAGAAUGAAGUAUACUCGGCCGAUUUAUCGCGAUUUUUAUGCUUGGGAAGAAGUUAGGCCGCAGGCUAUUGAAAAUUUCAACAGGCAUAAGAAGUUUAUGAUGCAUGUGUCAGCUUUUACAUUGGAAAAAGAUUUGCAUUUAAAAUAAGUGUUAUAUGUAAUUUUUCAUUUAUAUCCUUAUGAUAAAUGUACUGAUUAAAAAAUAAUUCAAUAUAAUGUUUAUAUUUGAAA